CUUGAGCUCUUAUUCACCACCAUCAUCAGAAUGAUUGCUUAAUGUCUAUGCAUUCUGUGGUAAACGGGAGAAAGCGGCGCAAAAUAUACCGCGUGUGCCCAGGCGCUUAUUCCGGAUCCAAACGUGACCGUGGACUCGUGUUUUAAGCUUCUUGCUAUCGAUGGAUGCAAAGCAGGACAUAGGGGGGACUCUUCUAGCCACUGCCCACAUCAAUCAUGGAACCGUUCAGUGGAAUAGUACACAAUGGCGGCGUUCCAAAAGAUACGAUUCACCUGCCUCUCGAAGAGAUGUCUGCCAAGGUCCUGAUUCUUGAUGUGAGCAGCAGAGUGACCCUAAGCCAAACCUACGUCAACCCUUCAGACCAUCCUACCAGUAAGGCACGGUAUUACUUCCCCGUACCCGCCAGUGCCGCAAUAUGCUCCUUCGAAAUGCGAACAUCCAGGGGCCAGGUUAUCACUGGUAUCGCGAAAGAGAAGUUACAGGCUCGCGAAGAGCAUGAACAAGCAGUUGCCAGCGGGCGUUCUACUGCAUUGGUGGAAUGGGUCUCAGACGAUAUCUUCACGAUAUCCAUCGGUUCCAUUCUACCAAGGGAGACGGCCGUAAUUAAAUUGGUUUUUGUUAUGAGUCUCAUGAACGAUUCCCGCGAAGAUUCGAUCCGCUUCCAACUCCCCAUGUGUGUUGGUGAAAGAUAUGGGCUGCUACCUCCAGACCUGGUCUCUGCAGCGACAGCUUCCGCAACCACACGCAUUCGUGUCAAAGUUGACGUUCAGACCAGUGGUGAGAUCCGACAAAUCGUUAGCCCAACGCAUCCGGAUGAAAUUUCCGAGACGAAGUAUGUUAGCGAUCGCGGUCGUCCAUCUCGUCGUAGGUCAACGGUCAGGUUCCGCUCCAAGACGUUUCUUUCAAAGGAUUUUGUCCUCAUCGUACAAGCAGAUAAGCUUGAUGCGCCACGCUGCUUCGCUGAGGUUAGUCGAGGUCGCGGCAGACGGCAGAGUGACACCCUUGCUCUGCAGUUCGCGAUAGUACCCAAAUUCAAUUUACCUCCCAUCAGUGCUCAGGAAUAUCUAUUUCUCGUGGAUAGGAGUGGCAGUAUGGAGAACGAACGAAUUGCAACCGCAAAGGAUACGUUGGCAUUGCUGUUGAGGGUUCUCCCGCCGCAGGGCACAACAUUUAAUAUUAUGAGCUUUGGUAGCAGCGUCGAUGGAUUAUGGGCCAUAAGUCAGGCUUAUAGUCAACGUACACUUGACGAUGCCACGACACACAUUGACAGAAUGGAUGCCAACUAUGGGGGCACGGAGAUUCGUCAAGCUUUGAAAUUCACCUUGGAGUCCCGCCAGCGUCAGUACCCAACUGCAAUCUUUGUUCUGACAGAUGGAGAGGCCUAUGACAUCGAUGAAACAAUGCAGUUGAUUCGUGACACCGUCCAAAGCUCUCCUUCUCCGCUCCGAGUGUAUACUCUAGGAAUAGGGUCAACUGUUUCCUCUGCAAUGUGCGAAGGCAUCGCUCGAGCCGGUAACGGUGUGUGCCUGUUUGCAACAGCGGCGGAGGACAUCAUGGGGAAAUGUGCGCGUCUCGUUCGGGCGGGUCGAUCAUCGUUGGUACAAGACGUUGAAAUAGAUUGGGGCAUUCCGGACCAGCCGUCAGCAUCCCCUGUAUCUGUCAAUUUUUCUACGCUGGAUGCACAUUCAGUGGUCCUACGCCCUCCGCCCAUGCUUCAACAGGCACCCACCGUUAUCAGCAAUAUACACGCCGGAGUCCGUCUUGUCGUUUACGCUAUCAUACAAGUUAAAGGGGCUGUCGCUCCUAGAGUAGUGACCCUUCGUGGGCGCAGGCACGAUACCAGUGAACCAUUUGAGCUUUCAGUUCCCAUACGUCUCGUUCAGCUUGUCGAUCCCGAUCAGGGACAUCCCAUGGUGCAUACUCUAGCUGCUUGGUGGUUGAUUCAAGAGCACGAAGCUGAAAUUGCACCACUUCCCAUUCCGUUCGACCGAAAUGUUUCUGACUCGGACAUACGAAAAGCCGCCAUCAUCAGACUUGGAACGGACUAUCAGCUUACCAGCCGACACACAUCCUUUGUCGCUGUUGAUCCUGAUAACGAGAGACCUCGACGAGACUCUUCUGACCGAACCGUUGCUAACAAUGCGCGUACCGCAACUGAUGGUAGGAUAUCCAAUGUUCAAAAUUUAUCGUCUGGAAUCACGAAUAUUCUUUCUGGUUUUUGGAAUGCUCUUUCGAGUUCUACACCUAGAAACAAUCGAAUUGUACCCGGCGCUUGGCCCAACGAAUCGCCUUCGGUUACCUCACUCCCGAGUUCAAGGACAUCCUCUAAUGACCGCCCUGGUCCGUCAGAGGAUGAUGGGUACGAGACGUACUCAACCAUGAGCUCUCUCGAAAGUUCGAGCUCAGAGUGGUCAGAAUGGAGUGAUAUUCCACCAAUGUCUGAAGAGGAUGCGCGCCUCCAGCGAAGCCCGUCUCCGCAGUAUGAGCACGUGAGCUUGGCUUCGGAAGCAGAACACCAUAAUAUUCUGCGUCCUAAACAUCCUGCACCUCCACCAGAUGCACCUCCCCUCGUACCACCGAACGUUAUUGACCUGAUGCGGUUGCAGCAGUGUGAUGGAUCUUUCAGGCUGGAUGAUCCUUUCCGGAAAAUACUUGGGGAACGCGCCGUUCGCGAAGUGGAGUUGUCACCAAUCGAUGAAAAGACAUGGGCGACGGUGUUGUAUGUUGCCUUUUUGAUGAAACACAUGGACGACCAGAAAGAGCUACGGGAUGAUCUCUUGAUGAAAGCUCGUGAAUUCCUGAAGGACGAACCGGAUGUCGUUGGUUUGGUAGAAAGGGCGAAGAAUCUUAUUGCUUGAAUGUUUAACGUAGCACAUAGGUCCCACUGUACAAUUACUUUGAUUUUAAAUAGGUAUGCGCCCUCAAAAUUUACGACGACGAUUGAUCAAAAGCAAAUC
Messenger RNA from Desarmillaria tabescens, 2957 nucleotides. Its product is annotated as von Willebrand factor type A domain-containing protein. NCBI's taxonomy places the organism in Eukaryota, Fungi, Basidiomycota, Agaricomycetes, Agaricales, Physalacriaceae. Bases 216 to 2858 code for a protein of 880 amino acids. The transcript has 6 exons. The record is from RefSeq and is a predicted model, not a curated record.